GUCUCUUCCUGACACGAUACCAGUGUUGCUGUCGAUGCUUCUAAAAACUAACAGGAAAUAGUUUUUGUUGUGGGUAUAAUAUAUACGCAUGUAUACGUAUGUGCAGAUGCAGAACUUUGACUAUUGUCAGUCGAUGCUAGCUGAACAUCAGAGAUGGAGAGCCUGUUAAGAGGAAUCGUCACUGAGAAGCUGAGCACCUACGCUGCGAUCAUCUUUAUGUUUACCUACACUAUUUUACUCGACAGGGAUUUUGCCUGCACCUGCAAACCACAAGUCGGUGCCUGCUUCCUGUACUUGCUUCUGCCACCCUUCAUGAUACUUUUCUUAAUACUGAUAACGGACAGGUCUUUCCAAAGAGUCUUUAAAUACCAGUGCUCACAAUGGGAACGCUGCUGCAGUCGUUGGUUUUUUUUUUAUGUCAAGCACAUUUUGAGGGCAUUAUUUGUCGGCAUGCUGUGGGUUGCUUUUUUGUUCUUUGAUGGAGACUGGUAUGUUUGCUGUCGGACUCACGGCUCUGAACCACAGGAACAGUUAGCCUGCAAAGCUAAGGGGAGUUUAACGGUCAACGACACAGUUCUGAUAGCUGAACUGAAGAACACAUCCCGGGUUAUCGGUGCCUGUGUUCUACUUGGAAUUGUUGCAGUGGCUUUCUUCUUGCCUUUGUGUUUCAGAUCGAAAUGCUGUUGCUCCAGCAAAGUAUUUCUGUAUGAAAAACUGAUUAUAAUGGAGGAGGCUAAAGUGCUGAAAGAGGUUUUGAGGAAUUCAGCAAAAGAGAAGUUGACUGAAGGAAUCAAGAAAAAAAAUCAAUGGAGACAAUUGGGAAGAGUGUUUCAAUGUUGCCAAAAUGCUGAUUGAAGAAAACAAACCAAGGACCACUUCUGAAGACCAAGGAGGCCAAGGAGGAGACCAAGAAGGAGUCCAAGAAGGAGACCAGAAGGAGACCAAGAAGAAGUCCAAGAAAGAGACCAAGAAGGAGACCAAGAAGAAGUCCAAGAAGGAGACCAAGAAGGAGACCAAGGAAGAGACCAAGGAGGAGACCAAGAAGGAGACCAAGAAGGAGACCAAGAAGGAGACCAAGAAGAAGUCCAAGAAAGAGACCAAGAAGGAGACCAAGAAGAAGUCCAAGAAGGAGACCAAGAAGGAGACCAAGGAAGAGACCAAGGAGGAGACCAAGAAGGAGACCAAGAAGGAGACCAAGAAGGAGACCAAGAAGGAGACCAAGGAAGAGACCAAGGAGGAGACCAAGAAGGAGACCAGGAAGGAGACCAGGAAGAAGUCCAAGAAAGAGACCAAGAAGGAGACCAAGAAGGAGACCAAGAAGGAGACCAAGAAGGAGACCAAGGAAGAGACCAAGGAGGAGACCAAGAAGGAGACCAAGAAGGAGACCAAGAAGAAGUCCAAGAAAGAGACCAAGAAGGAGACCAAGAAGGAGACCAAGAAGGAGACCAAGAAGGAGACCAAGGAAGAGACCAAGGAGGAGACCAAGAAGGAGACCAGGAAGGAGACCAGGAAGAAGUCCAAGAAGGAGACCAAGAAGGAGACCAAGGAAGAGACCAAGAAGGAGACCAAGAAGGAGACCAAGGAAGAGACCAAGGAGGAGACCAAGGAGGAGACCCUAAUCAAGAGGAGCGCAAACUGCUUAAACCAACUAAGAAGCAGAUCAUCAUCAUCAUCAUCAUCCUCAUCAUCAUCAUCCUCAUCAUCAUCCUCAUCAUCAUCAUCAUCAUCAUCCUCCUCAUCAUCACUGUCAUUUAAAUAGAUGUAAAUGCACUGUGCUCAAUGCGCCAGGUGAUGGUGCCAGACAGGCUGUUAGUGUGUUUGUUGUAUUCACCUCCUGCUCUCUUUUCUCUCAGGCUGCUGAUCCAGGAGAGAUGAGACGCUUGUUGGAUUGCUCUAUAUGCGGCAGUGGCCGAGUCUUUACGGAGACUACUUGGUAACGGAGGGUCGCGGGUUAAAUACACCUUUGCUUUAAAGUAUUAUAAAUUAACCAUUUUGGUUUUUUUGUCUGUAUAACCACAUUUUGCUUUUACUUAGAGAUUUAUUAAGGAAUUAAGAAUUGUAUACAAACACUUGCUUGAUAAUGAUCUGAUAAAUAAAUAAUAAGUAUAUUUAUUUAUUGAGUUCAUUAAACUUUGUAUUUGAACAUUU
This is a messenger RNA of Eleginops maclovinus (Patagonian blennie), 2148 nucleotides long. RefSeq names its product probable inactive protein kinase DDB_G0270444. The coding region runs from base 845 to 1759 and encodes 304 amino acids. The record is from RefSeq and is a predicted model, not a curated record. NCBI's taxonomy places the organism in Eukaryota, Metazoa, Chordata, Actinopteri, Perciformes, Eleginopidae. The transcript is spliced from 3 exons.